GGGUGGUGACCAAUAGGAUUGCGUAAAAUUCAAUCUAUGACAGUGAGGGUCCACUUGUAAAGCUGACCUGGCAAACACGGAAAAUCACUCCUUCCUUUUAAAAAUCUAAAGAUUACGUGGGGGACCCAUCACCUCACAUCUUUCUUUCUCCUUCGGAUUGCAAAAAAAACUAGAGAUAGAGAGAGAGAGAAGCGAAGCAGCAAGGAAACAACAGUCUUCUUCAAUGUCGGUUUUCAACUCUAAAAACAACGAAUCAACGAUGGAAGAUGACGCAAAAGAUGAAUCCACGGUGGCUGGGAACUGCCCCACUGCACCGCCUUUCUCUCCCCCCCCCCCUUACAUAUCUCACUAACAGUUUGUCGGUUACAUCCUCCCCUAAACCUUUAUAAACCCCAUCAUCUUCCCCUUAAUCCAUUUUCUUUAAGUAAACUCCUUUGAUUACCACACCCACUCCCAUAAAUUACUUCUCUUCUCUAUAUUUUUUUUAUUUUCAAAUGAGCCCAGAGAAGGAUGGUGUUUCCAUACCCACUCCACUCUCCAUACCCAUUUCGACCCGACCCGAAUCCGUACCUCUCCACGUCGACACAGACGUUGCUUCUCCACUCCCCAUGCCGCUAGACAUCUUGCACGGGAACCCAAUCCCGCCGUUUCUGUCCAAGACCUUCGAUUUGGUGGAUGACCCGAGUCUCGACCCGGUUAUAUCUUGGGGGCCGACCGGAGCGAGCUUCGUCGUCUGGGACCCUGUCGAGUUCGCCAGAAUCAUACUCCCGCGGAAUUUCAAACACAACAAUUUCUCCAGCUUCGUCAGACAGCUUAACACUUAUGGAUUCCGGAAGAUUGAUACCGACAAAUGGGAAUUCGCCAACGAGGCUUUCCUUAGAGGACAGAAGCAUCUUCUCAAGAACAUUCACCGUCGCCGUUCACCACAGUCCAACCAAGCUUGCAGCAGUAGCAUCACCAGCCAUCAAAGCCAAGGGUCACCCACCGAGGUUGGGGAAGAGAUCGAGAUGCUGAGGAAAGAGCGGCGCGCGUUGAUGGAAGAAAUGGUUGAGCUUCAGCAGCAAAACAGAGGCACGGCUCGACACGUGGACACUGUGAACCAGAAGCUGAAAGCUGCUGAGCAGCGGCAGAAGCAGAUGCUCUCUUUCUUGGCUAAGCUGUUUCAGAACCCAGGUUUCUUGGACCGCCUCAAGAGCCUCAAAGGAGAAGGAGGGGGUCUUGGAUUCAAAAAGGCGAGAAAGAAGUUCAUCAAGCACUCUCCAACAGGAGGGGAGAUUGUGAAGUAUGAAGCUGAUGAUUGGGAGAGACUGUUAAUGUCAGAGGAAGAAGACACUGAGAACAUUCUACCCUCAAACCAGGGGAUGACUUCAACCGAUCCAAAAGGGAAGAACCUGAUGAAUCCAUCAGGAGAAGAAACAAUGAAUCAAGAUUACUUCUUACCUUUUCCAACUCCUGAAGGACUUAUCAAACAAGAAGAGACGUGGAGUAUGGGUUUCGACACUACAAUACCGAGUUUCAGCAACGAGGAUGUGUGGGGAAACACAAUGGACUAUAAUGUCGCAGAGUUUGGUUCUGUUCCAGAAACAUCAAGUGGUGGUUGUUUGCCUGAUGUAUGUUGGGAACAGUUUGCUGCAGGGAUGACAGAGACUGGAUUCAACUGGCCACCUGGUGAUGAUACUACUCCAAUGGAUGAUCCUUAAGACCUUUCAUUAUAUAUUUUAUUUAGACCAAUCACCCGUUUAUUAUCGGGUGAAUUAUUAAUUAAUUGAUUGUUUAUUUUGAGAUGCACCUUUAUACAUAUAUAAAUAAUGAUUUUGCACUUUUUAUUUAGAAUCAAUGUCUCUGCACUAAGGUUUUACUGGAGGACACAAAAUUAUGCUUUUGUUUUGUUUUGUUUGGGUUCUAUCUUGCAGGGGUUUGAGGACUCUUCUUGAAGCUGACUAUCACACUCUUCCAUGGAAGAGAAGAUCUUUAUGUUCCAGGUUAGCUCUUUCUCCUUUGCUCUGGUAUGUUUUGUCUUGGUUUGGUUACAAUUUACAAGUGAUAAACCGUAAGACAUGGAUCUAUAAUCAAAAUGUGACAGAGAAUGAAAAAAACUUAGUGAUAUUUUUAACAUUUGAGACCUUAUUCUAAUUUGGUGAUCAUUGUUCACAUUAAGUUAAAAUCUAUAUAUAAUAGCAAACCAAUUUUUUGUUAGCCGCUGACGUCAUCAGUUUUUUAUAGGAAAAAAAAAAUCAGAAUCUAACGGUCAAGAUAGUUCUGAGAAUAUAAUCUAAGGGAUAUAAUUUUGUUUAGGACUAAGGAUGUGACGCCAUCGCUUUGCAAUCGACGCCUUCACCGUAUCUCUUCAAAGGCGUCCCCUGCAGAAACUAUAACCCUUCAAGAGUUGUAUACUUUCACAAGCAGCGUUUCAGUUCAACGUCAUCAUCUUCCCUUAAAAGUGGUAUCUUAUCAGAAGCUUAUAUAUUAAAGAAAUUGUUUAUGUUCUCCUAAUUGUUUCAAGUUUUCUUUGAUUAUCCUCUCUGUUUCUUUUUUUUUUUUGUGAAUCUCCUCUCUGUUUCUUAACUCUCUCCAGUCCCGCUGCAGAUAAUUUUCUCUCUCGCCCUUUCUCUCCAAUUACAGAGUCCAUUAAAGUAUUACUAUUUCUCUGCAAUUCUCUAAUUCUUAAAUUUAUUCCCUCUGGAGUUUCUGCAAAUACAGUGGGCAUACUUUUGCUUAGAUGGCCUUGGUGCAUGCUUCAUUGUUUAAUUAGUCUUCGUAGGAUUCACACUCAGAACAACUCAGUCCCUAUCUUAAAAUCGAGAAGAACAGAUAAUCGCGAAGAAGUUAAGUAUCUAUUCUUCUUAUUCAGUAAACUGAUAUUUCUCAAGUGCAACACUUGUCUGUGCAUGCGUUUAAGUGGGGAAGAUUGUACAUGAACAACAAGUGGAAAGCCAAGUUGCGAUGAGAAUUCAAUAUUUAUAAGGUUUCAAAAUCAUUACACAACAAUACAUAUAUAAUCUCUUCAUAAUAUGAUGUACGAGUUUAAUGCAUUUAUCGCUUUUGAGUUGUGAGUGUUUAGAAGAUUUAUUUAAUCUAUAUAUAAUAGCAAACAUUUUUUUGUUA
Messenger RNA from Brassica oleracea var. oleracea, 3105 nucleotides. RefSeq names its product heat stress transcription factor A-3. The coding region runs from base 495 to 1700 and encodes 401 amino acids. The transcript is spliced from 3 exons. The record is from RefSeq and is a predicted model, not a curated record. Gene Ontology annotation, biological process: regulation of transcription by RNA polymerase II. Lineage: Eukaryota; Viridiplantae; Streptophyta; Magnoliopsida; Brassicales; Brassicaceae. Gene Ontology annotation, molecular function: DNA-binding transcription factor activity; RNA polymerase II cis-regulatory region sequence-specific DNA binding. Gene Ontology annotation, cellular component: nucleus.